AUGGUCUCCCUCGCGUCGUUGGCGCUCGUCUUCGGCAUGGUAUUCUCGGCGACCACGGCCACGGCGAGCGACGUCGACACCAUCAUGCAGCGCCGGCGUGUCGACCUGGCGGAUUUUCCCCCCACGGGAUCCUUCAAGAAGAUGCCCACUUGGCUGGCCAACAUCCAGAGUGACGGUACUUGGUCAGACGUCAACUAUCUGAGUGGAUGCACGGCACAACGAGCAAAUUGGCCCAUCCAGCAACAUUGGGUCCGCGUCAUCACCCUCGCCGCAGCAUGGAGCGGUCUCAACCCCCUCCUCACAACCUACACGGGCAACGACGCGGUCCUCGCCGCCGCCCUCAAGGGCAUGGACUAUUGGUUUGCAAACGACUACACCAAUAUGGACUGCAUCGGUCAAGGAGGCACCGAUGCGUGCCCCUGUGGCACACCCGGAUUGUGGAACAGCAACUGGUACGACCAGGUCAUCCUCAUCCCGCAGUUGGUAUCGACCGCCUGUCUCCUCCUCGACGGCGCAUCGCUCAGUGCCAACCAGACGGCCGGAUGCUACGACAUUCCUUACCGCGCGUACGCACUCCGUGACACGGACACCACCGGCGUUGGAUCCCUCACGGGCGCCAACAUGGUUCUCUUGAUGGAGCUGUCGGUCUCGCUGGCUCUGUACUCGAACGACACGACCAUGCUGGCCGACGCCAUGACCCGUGCCAUGUCUGCCAACCUUUUCGCAGACACAAAGGGCGAGGAUGGUAUCCACCGUGACGGCAGCUUCCUCCAGCACACUGGCAUUCUGUACAAUGGCAACUAUGGCAAGGACUCGCUCAACGGCUUCAUUUCACUGGAAAAAGAGGCGAUUGGCACGGCGUAUGCUGCCAGCAGCGAUGUCCGCUCGGCGAUUGCUACCAUGGUCCGCGGCAGCGAGUGGAUGAUCAACCGCGACAGCACGACAGGCAACAUGUACUGGGACUUUAACACCAUUGGACGCUUCAUCACGUUUGCGACGACCGAUUACCAGGCAUCGUCCGACAUCAACUUUAACACCACCGACCUUGCCGCGGCCACGGUCGACUUUUCAGGCGACGACUCGAUCAUAGACACGCUCACGCGUCUCGAGAGCAACGGUACCAUCAAGCUUACUGGUAACAAGGGCUUUUGGGCGUCAGACUACAUGUCCCACCGCCGCAGCAGCUUUACGUUGGCCAACAAGAUGAUCUCCAGCCGCGGCAAGAAUACCGAGUACACCAACAGCGCCAACCCUUACGGUUAUCACCUCGGCCAGGGAACCCUGUUCUCGUACGUCGCGGGCAACGAGUACAAGGAUAUUGAGGCCAUGUGGGACUGGAACCUCAUCCCGGGCACCACUGUCCUCCUCGACCACCCGGGUCUCACCUCGUCCAUUGUCGGGUACAAAGGCAAGAAGACGUUUGUCGGUGUCGUGAGCGACGGCACGUACGGAAUCAGUGCCAUGGACUACACCGACCCCUACGACGCAUCCAUCAGCUACCGCAAGGCCUGGUUCUACCUUGACUCGAGCGUCCUUGUCACCACCACUUCCCUCAGUGUGUCUUCCAGCGCCAACGGCAGCCCCAUCACUGUUCUCGACCAGCGUCUUGCAGCUAGCGACAGCACCAUUCUCGUGGAUGGCUCUGCGGUCACUGCAUCCAGCAGCCUUGGGCGCCGCGACAGCAGCGCGUCUGGCUACACCCUCUACUAUGGCGGCAACGGCUACCUCUCGCACGACGUCCCUUUCAACCUCACUCUGGCCCAGGGCGCAGAGACCGGCAACUGGUCCGUCAUCUCGACCUCUACCGCCGGCAUGCAGACCAAGAACCUCUUCUCGGCCUACACCACCAUCCCCGCCACGACCUACUCGUACCAGAUGUUCCCUGCCACAUCGUCGGCGGCCCUGCAAGCCGAGGCCGCCAACGCCACCACGACCCGUAUCGACGUGAGCGGCACCGUGGGCACCGCUGGCAAUGGUCUCCUCGCGCUCGCCUUCUUCCCCAGCUCUGCCACCAACGUGACCACGCCCAUGAAGAACAUUGGAUGGAGGAAAAAGGGCAUCUUCUCGGUAUCCGUCUCCAAUCCCGCCCUGGUCCUCAUCCAGUCGACCCGCCGCACCACGUGUGGCACUGCCCGUGCGAUGACAGUGACCGUCUCGGACCCGACCCAGCUGCUGACAACCGUCACGGUUAAGCUGGUCGCGGAUGCGAUCCACGUCGAGUGCCCUGCCGACUCGAGCAGCUACUGCACCAACACAACAUACGGCGUCACCCUCACGGUCAGCCUGCCCACGGGUGGCGAAGUGGGCUCGAGCGUCCAGCUGGCUGUGGUCGCCAUGUAG
Molecule: messenger RNA, 2340 nt
Organism: Apiotrichum porosum
Lineage: Eukaryota; Fungi; Basidiomycota; Tremellomycetes; Trichosporonales; Trichosporonaceae
Exons: 3
Coding region: 1-2340 (779 amino acids)
Biological process (GO): carbohydrate metabolic process
Cellular component (GO): extracellular region
Molecular function (GO): lyase activity; carbohydrate binding
Source: RefSeq, a predicted model, not a curated record